GAGAACGUACUUGGUCUAACUAUAAUCUUACCCCACAUCUUAUUCCCUAGCCUUGCAUUUUAGCGUCCCUACCCAUGAAGUACCAUCACCACCAUCACGUCACACAUCAUUCAAGCUGUUCGUCGUUGCCAUCUUAUUCAACCGAGUCAAAACACACAUCAACAGCUUCACUCCCUCGAACCUGCAGUCUUCUCAUUCAAUCGGAUCACAAUGUCAACUAUUUUCGCUCGUGUAGUUCCAAGAACAAUUCGUGCAUUGCCCCGUGCUUCUCUUGUUCAGAACUCCUUCAGAGCUCAAGUUGUUGCCCCUCUUCCGCGACGAUUCCUGGCCACAAACACUUUACCAGAGCAACCGCGAUUGAGAUUGGGUUCCGAAGCACCCAACUUCCAAGCCGAAACAACCCAAGGCCCUAUUGAUUUUCAUAAGUUUAUCGGCGAUAGAUGGACAGUUUUGUUCUCCCACCCCGCAGACUUCACUCCAGUUUGCACGACCGAACUUGGUGCUUUUGCGAAACUGAAGGAUGAAUUUGAGAAACGGGACGUGAACAUGAUUGGUUUGUCCGCAGAUCCUCUCCCUUCCCACAAAGAAUGGAUUAAAGACAUCAACGAAGUCUCUGGGACCACACUGCAAUUUCCCAUCAUCGCGGAUGCGGACCGCAAAGUUGCUUACCUCUACGAUAUGCUUGACGCUCAAGACACAACCAACAUUGAUCAAAAAGGCAUUGCAUUCACCAUUCGAUCCGUCUUUGUGAUCGAUCCUGCCAAAAAGAUCAGACUUACGAUGAUGUACCCAGCUAGCUGUGGGCGAAAUACUAAGGAAGUUCUAAGAGUUAUUGAUAGCUUGCAGACGGCAGAUAAGAAAGGUGUCACUACACCCAUCGAUUGGCAGGUAGGAGAUGAUGUUAUUGUGCCACCAACAGUCAAGACGGAAGAUGCGCGGAAGAGAUUUGGAAAGGUUAGAGAGGUAAAGCCUUAUUUGAGGUUUACAAACGUCGGGCAGUAAAAUUUAUGUUCUAUCUUUGCUAUCCUGAUACCAUUGUACGACAAUAGAAUUAAAAAUGCUUAGCAUUACAGAUGAGGGCUCAUUACUUCAGCGACUGAGAUCGUAGCUAAAACUUCACAACUUAUACUCCUCAUCAAAUUCAUCUCUCAGCCAACAGAAAUUCUAGUCUUCGAAACGAUGACGCAAAUGCUCCCGAGGCCUCCACAAAUUACCAGAUUACGACGUCUGGUCUCAGGUGGCCAUUCCGCAUCAAAUUUCUCGAAGUAUGCUACACGUUUGAAUGAGCCACAUCCGAAGUCCAUCAAAAUCAAUCCCAUGCAGAUUCUCCGCUCCA
Molecule: messenger RNA, 1336 nt
Organism: Botrytis cinerea B05.10
Lineage: Eukaryota; Fungi; Ascomycota; Leotiomycetes; Helotiales; Sclerotiniaceae
Gene: Bcprx3
Product: Bcprx3
Exons: 3
Coding region: 211-1002 (263 amino acids)
Biological process (GO): cell redox homeostasis; cellular oxidant detoxification; cellular response to oxidative stress
Cellular component (GO): cytosol; mitochondrion
Molecular function (GO): thioredoxin peroxidase activity
Source: RefSeq, a predicted model, not a curated record